AUGCCAGGCCUGCUGCUUAUUGAUGCCUACCGCCUCCGUGUUGAAGAUACUUAUGUCAUGGAAGGCGAUUUCAUGGAGGGCAGUAUCUAUGCCGGCAACACCGACGGGCUGCGUGGUUUCCAGAACUUCCUGAGGAGAGCUGCCACUGUUUCCGGCCUGUUGCCUCCUUGGUGGAACAACGAGAAAAAAGCAGCCUGCGAACAGCUGGGGAUGGAUACGUCCCAGUGGUCAGAUCUACGGUGCGCUGUCGAGAAGCACGAUAUUAUCGAGCAAUACGGAGACCCUCAGUUCCCAAUGCAGCUGCGAAUGCUGGCGCAGGCUGUUUAUGGGCGAGGCCCCGGUGGAAGCGAUGGAACGGCAAUGCGAAAGAUGAUGGCGUCAAUGGAAACGGGCAAAGUUGGAGCGGAUACACAGGGCAUUAUGCUCGACCUCACGACUAUGGGAGAGUCGAAUAUCCGUGAUGGAAACUAG
Messenger RNA from Trichoderma atroviride IMI 206040, 471 nucleotides. RefSeq lists its product as uncharacterized. The record is from RefSeq and is a predicted model, not a curated record. Lineage: Eukaryota; Fungi; Ascomycota; Sordariomycetes; Hypocreales; Hypocreaceae.